AUGGCAUUUAAGGUAAUUGCACUCACCGCUCUUUUGGCCGUUGCCCUUGCCCGCCCUCAGAACGGCUAUGGCGUUCCAACGCCCUCUUCAGCACCUGCCAAGUACGACUUCAACUACGCCGUUAACGACCCACCAUCUGGCAACGACUUUGGCCAUCAGGAGGCCCGAGAUGGUCCUAACACUCAGGGUUCUUACUAUGUCCUCCUUCCCGACGGUCGUCUUCAGAGGGUCACCUACACUGUGAACGGUGAUUCUGGCUACUUGGCCGAGGUCACCUACGAGGGCGAGGCCUCCACACCACGCCCCUAUACACCCGCCCCUCACCUCGUACCUCUCCACACCACGCCCCCACACAUCCGCCUUCAGUGUGUUACAUUGAAACACAGUGUAACAUAUUAUUCUAAUUUAAAAAGGUAUAAGAAAUCUGUGAUUCACACAAGCAUAUUCGUCAGGAAGUUUGAUGGUGUAACUGAAGUCUUGGAGGUUAAGCAAAUGAGUUUGAAGGCAAAGUAA
Messenger RNA from Penaeus chinensis, 513 nucleotides. Its product is annotated as cuticle protein 19-like. The transcript has 6 exons. The record is from RefSeq and is a predicted model, not a curated record. Gene Ontology annotation, cellular component: extracellular matrix. Lineage: Eukaryota; Metazoa; Arthropoda; Malacostraca; Decapoda; Penaeidae. The coding region runs from base 1 to 513 and encodes 170 amino acids.